AUGGCACCCCCACCUCCAGGCACUGCGCCUUUGGGCGAACGUCUCACGAAGCUUGUCACUACCCUACAAUUUGCGUGGUUCUGUGGCCAUUUCACCCUCCUCCUCGCCGUCUUUCGCUACGCUCUCUCCUACUUGACAUUCAACUAUUACUCGAAAUGGGCCGCAUUCACCUACCGACUGGCCUUCCUCUCCGCUGUUGCAACUUACGGCAUUGUCGUCUUCAAGGCCUAUCGAGCCCGCGUGAGGCCAGGUGCCCCCAUCGGCCAAACAGCCUACACCCUGCUCUCAGAUGAAAAUGUCCAAUAUCUGCUCAUAUCCCUGGUCUGGCUAUACUCAAGACAGGUGCCCUUGGCCCUCUUGCCGUUCACCGUCUACUCCGUGUUCCAUGUUGCUACCUACACACGUACCAACAUUAUUCCCACAAUUCAGCCUGCCCCAGCCGCUCCGGGAAGCACCCCCACAUCUCCUGGAGCUGCCAAAUCGCAGUCUGCUCUGGCCAACUCGAUCGGCAAAUUCGUCAAAGAGUACUAUGACACUUCGAUGUUCUUGGUGGCUGGGCUUGAGAUCACCUUGUGGUUCCGCCUCCUUUUGUCCGCCUUGACGUUCAGCAAGAACUCCUGGAUCCUUCUCGGCAUCUACACCAUCUUCCUGAGAGCUCGUUUCCAUCAAAGCCAAUUCGUGCAGAAUGCCUUUAGCCAGGGCGCUGCACACAUGGACCAGCGGAUCCAGAACCCCAAUGUUCCCCCGGUUGUCAGACAAGGGUGGGAGACCACAAAGGGCCUCGGUCGCCAGCUGGUGGAGGUUACGGAUGUGCGCAAGUACAUGGGAGGCGUCAAUGCCCAUAAGAAACCACAGUAG
Molecule: messenger RNA, 858 nt
Organism: Capronia coronata CBS 617.96
Lineage: Eukaryota; Fungi; Ascomycota; Eurotiomycetes; Chaetothyriales; Herpotrichiellaceae
Exons: 3
Coding region: 1-858 (285 amino acids)
Biological process (GO): endoplasmic reticulum tubular network organization; membrane organization
Cellular component (GO): endoplasmic reticulum; membrane
Source: RefSeq, a predicted model, not a curated record